GUCGCGUCAUCGUUCUCAGGGUCAACAGGGACGGCCCCGACCCAAACCCUCCUCCUUGCUUUCGCGGAAAAACCCUAAGAAUCAUUCUCCGUUUCUCAUUCUUUGAUAGGAAACCCCACAAGGUCAACGAACCAAUCAAGGUACCAAUCUAUUUGUGUAAUUGAAAUACAAAUUAAAUUGGAGAAUACCCACGGUCUGCUAAACUCCGUCGAUAUAUUAAGGAGGUCAAUUCAAGAGACACUGCAUUGGCGUUGAACCAGACGUUGCCUGAGAGACAUGUCAUCCGAGAUCGAGGUCGUUGAAGAGGUCCAAUCGCGGAAUCAGCCGCUGGCGGCUCCCGGCACUGCGUCCAGCGCUUAUGAAGUGGGGGAGGAGGGCUUGCGGAACGACGUCUACACCGCUGCGGCUUAUGGGGAUUUGGAGAAGCUACAUAGAUUGGUAGACCAGGAGGGUUGCUCCGUCUCCGAGCCUGAUGGUCUCGGAUACUACGCUCUGCAGUGGGCCGCACUUAACAAUCGUGCUGCCGCUGCUCAAUACAUUAUUGAGCAUGGAGCAGAUAUAAAUGCAACAGAUCAUACUGGCCAGACGGCAUUACAUUGGAGUGCAAUUGGGGGUGCCAUCCAGGUUGCAGAGCUUUUGCUUCAAGAAGGUGCAAGAGUCACUGCUACUGAUAUGUAUGGGUUUCAGGCAACGCAUGCUGCAGCUCAGUUUGGUCAGACAGCUUUCCUCUACUACAUUGUUUCAAAAUGGAAUGCUGACCCUGAUAUUCCUGAUAAUGAUGGAAGAAGCCCCUUGCAUUGGGCUGCAUACAAAGGCUUUGCUGAUUGCAUUCGUCUUUUGAUAUUCCUAGAUGCAUACAGGGGGCGUCAGGACAAGGAGGGUUGCACCCCUCUCCACUGGGCUGCUAUCAAGGGUAAUUUGGAGGCAUGUACUGUGCUAGUACAGGCUGGAAAGAAAGAGGACCUGAUGGUUACUGAUAAUACUGGCCUCACACCUGCACAGCUUGCUUCUAAUAAGAAUCAUAGACAAGUUGCUUUCUUCCUGGGUAAUGCCAGAAGGUUGCUUGAUAGACGUUGUGAUGGGAAUAGCCGCUUUGGAAAAGUCUCCAAAAUAGGACUUGCUCCUGUACUUUGGUGUAUAAUUUUAGUGCUCCUGCUCACUUAUGUUCACUCGGUCAUCUUGGCAACAAAUCUGCCAAAACUAACGGCUGCCUCUGGUCUUCUUGCAUGGUUUGGAGUUUUCGUUGCAAGUGCUGGAUUGUUUAUGUUUUACAAGUGUAGCAGUAAAGAUCCAGGUUUCAUCAGAAUGAACUUGCAUGACUCUGAGAAUAGUAAAGAUGAUGAAGCUCUCUUAAAGAUUGAGAUAAAUCAUCCUGCAUUGCUGGCUGGCAAUUGGUCCCAGCUUUGUGCAACAUGCAAGAUUGUCAGGCCCCUUCGUGCAAAACACUGUUCUACCUGUAAUCGUUGUGUGGAGCAAUUUGAUCAUCAUUGUCCUUGGGUAUCCAAUUGCAUCGGCAAGAGGAACAAAUGGGAAUUCUUCAUUUUUCUUGUUCUUGAAGUUUCGGCAAUGUUGAUCACUGGUGGGGUUACUCUUACGAGAAUAUUAACUGAUCCACUUGCUCCUUCAUCAUUUGGAGCACGGAUUCAAUACGCAUUUACACAUCUAGUGGGGGCUACAUCAUUUCUAGUCGUUGAUUUUUUCCUCUUCUUUAGUGUGUUCGUUUUGACAGUUCUUCAAGCUAAUCAGAUAUCACGUAAUAUUACAACAAAUGAACUUGCAAAUGCAAUGCGAUAUAGCUACCUUAGAGGUGCGGGUGGUAGAUUCAGAAAUCCCUAUGAUCAUGGGAUCAAGAAGAAUUGUACAGAUUUCUUGAUCAACGGAUACAGUGAAGAUGUCCAGUUGAUUGAAGAAUUUGACAACUCUGAGGGUAUAGGAAUGAUGAACAUGUCAAGGAGCUCAAACCUAGCCAACGGAGACUCGCACUCUCAUACUGCGAAGGGCAACGGCCAUUUUGUCAUUGAUGUCGGUUCCCGCAGCACCAGCUCUAAUACGCGCCAUGCUCGCGCUCAUCAUGGUCACAGCAAUGGUCAUACUCAUUCCACUCAUUGUUCCCACCAUAAUGCCCACGGCAAAACAAAAACUGAGAGUAUUCCUUUGGGCUUAGGUCUUGGUCUUGGUCGGAACACCAGAUCUGGUGCUUCCUCAUCAUGAUAAUUACUCGCCUGGUUGUACUAAAGUGUAUUGUACCAUAGGGAUACAACUAGGUUAGUCUUUUUGUCAAUUCAAUUUAUUGUGGCUCUAAUCCAUCUCCCGGUGUGCAAUUGUGGCGC
Neltuma alba is the source of this 2330-nucleotide messenger RNA. RefSeq names its product protein S-acyltransferase 24. The coding region runs from base 277 to 2211 and encodes 644 amino acids. Gene Ontology annotation, cellular component: Golgi membrane. NCBI's taxonomy places the organism in Eukaryota, Viridiplantae, Streptophyta, Magnoliopsida, Fabales, Fabaceae. The transcript has 13 exons. Gene Ontology annotation, molecular function: palmitoyltransferase activity; protein binding. Gene Ontology annotation, biological process: protein palmitoylation. The record is from RefSeq and is a predicted model, not a curated record.